This is a messenger RNA of Erigeron canadensis, 599 nucleotides long. RefSeq lists its product as uncharacterized. Bases 87 to 599 code for a protein of 170 amino acids. Lineage: Eukaryota; Viridiplantae; Streptophyta; Magnoliopsida; Asterales; Asteraceae. The transcript has 3 exons. The record is from RefSeq and is a predicted model, not a curated record.
UUCUUGGUAUAUCUAAGCCAGGUUAUGAUUACGUAGUGGCAAAGUGUCUAGUUGUUGUAAAAUUCGUACAGAAUAAGCUCUUUCAUAUGGAUGGAUUCUCACAUGGCAAUUACUGGAUUGACAUAGUGGAGUCCUAUAGAAAGGCUUCUGCUGUAUCUGAAAGAAUUGAGCAUACACAUAGUGCUUUCAUUUUGGCUGUUUUAUCUCGGAUAGCACAAGAGGCCCCUGAAAAUUUUCUGGCUUAUGACAAACAAAAAGGUGUAAUCAAUAUGUUGCUUUCAUGCUUAGCAACCAUUUCCAAAAGCUUCACACAUCAGAAGACCGAGUUUUUGCCUGUUGCUUGUAGAGCAAGCGAGGCAAUUUGGUCAUUGAUGACUGUCCAGUCUUUGGAUCGGCUUAACGUGGAAGAAGAAGAAUGUAAACAAAUUGUAGAUGUGGUGGCGAAAGCAUUACUAUCAGACAAAGCUGUACGCUAUGCCUUUUACAUCUGUCUUCGCGAAGGAUCGGAAGAUACAAAGAUAUCUACUAUACGGGUGAUCUUUUUUUUCAAUGUAUUUUUGGCCAUUAAUAUUUUUCAAUGUAUCUGCACAAGUCUCUGA